CCAGCGCCAGUAUGACCAAGCCGACGACCGACCUCCACAAGCCCGAGAUCAUUGCGCCCGAGUGGCUGCACCCUGUCGUUGACCUCAGCGCUGUCAUGGCCGACCCAUGUAGCUACGAGAAGACGUCGAUCAACAUGCUGCUGGAGCGCAUCAACGGCUACGGCCUCGGCGGCUGGCACGUGGGCCCGUCCAAGGACGGCAUCCAGGUGCACCACGGUGACAUCAAGAACUGCGAGUGGCCGGCGAUGCGGACCACAGGCGUCGUUCACGCGUCACCAGAGCGUGUCGUCGCCAUUCUCACCGACAUUGGCGCGGCGCCGCAGCUCGACAAGUUUACCAAGUCGGCCAAGAUCGUCGAGCAGCUGAGCCCGACCAUGGAGCUCCGGUACUUCGAAACGAUUGGCGUGCUCUUUGUCGCUCCGCGUGACUUUUGCUCGACGACGACCGUGCAGACACUGCAUGACGGUCGCCUCGUCAUUGCGUCCCGGUCCGUCACGACCGACAAGUGCCCCACCAAAUCGGGCUACGUGCGCGCCCAAGCGCUGCUCUCGGGCUACAUUGUGUCGCGCCGCGACGACGGCCAUAGCGACGUGACGAUGUUUGCGAACGUGGACUUUGGCGGCUACAUGCCGGGCCCGGUCAUCAAGAUGGUCGGACUCUCGGCGCCGAUCAAGAUCUUCCAGACGCUCCGCACGCUCGCAGCCGCUUCGUAGAGAUGAAUGAGUGUCGUAGGGUUGUGAUAGAAUAAGUAUAUAAAAUGAAUUGAAAUUGUACUAGAGCCAAAGAGGACCGUAACC
Saprolegnia diclina VS20 is the source of this 797-nucleotide messenger RNA. RefSeq lists its product as hypothetical. The transcript has a single exon. Gene Ontology annotation, molecular function: lipid binding. The record is from RefSeq and is a predicted model, not a curated record. Lineage: Eukaryota; Oomycota; Saprolegniomycetes; Saprolegniales; Saprolegniaceae. The coding region runs from base 12 to 713 and encodes 233 amino acids.